AUUGGUGCCAACCCCUUGUAUUGUGACUGCCGCCUGCGCUGGCUGUCUGACUGGGUAAAGACUGGGUACAAGGAGCCUGGCAUCGCCCGCUGUGCCGGCCCACAGGGAAUGGAGGGCAAACUGCUCCUCACAACACCUGCAAAGAAGUUUGAAUGUGGAGGUGAUGUGGACAAUUCAGUGUUGGCCAAGUGCAACCCCUGUCUGUCCAGUCCCUGUCUGAACCAAGGCAUCUGCCACAGCGACCUGGUGGACAUCUACAGGUGCAGCUGUCCUCCAGGAUUUAAGGGUAAGAACUGCGAGACUGGUCUGAACGCCUGUGUGAGUAACCCAUGUGCCAACGGAGGAACCUGUCAAGUGAAUGAGGAUGAUGAGGGAGAAUACAGUUGCACGUGUUUACUGGGCUUCGAGGGCCCCACUUGCCAAACCAACAUUGACGACUGCGAAGACAACGACUGCGAGAACGGAGCGACCUGCAUCGACGGGGUCAACAACUACACUUGUUUUUGUCCCCCCUACUACACAGGGGAGAUGUGCGAAGAAAUGGAAGAUGUGUGCGCCCCUGGACGGAGCCCCUGCCAACAUCAGUCUACCUGCCUCAUCACCUCGACUGGACCCAAAUGUGUGUGCUCUCCUGGUUAUGUCGGUGAUGACUGCAGUGUGGACUACAAUGACUGCGAGGAGCAUCGCUGUCAGAACGGAGCUCAGUGUGUGGAUGAGCUAAAUGGAUACUCCUGCAUCUGUGCUGAAGGAUACAGCGGCCAGCUGUGUGAGGUUCCUCCGUCUCCACUGUCCCUGUGUGAGCUGGCCGACUGCCAGAACAACGCCCCCUGUGUGGAGCGAGGUGGGCGUGCCCUCUGCCAGUGUCCUCCAGAGUUUGGGGGGCCACGUUGUGAAAAGCUGGUCAGCGUCAACUUCAUCGACAGAGACUCCUACCUGCUGCUCUCUGACCUCAAGAACUGGCCUCAAGCGAACAUCACCCUACAGGUGUCAACAGCUGAGGACAAUGGCAUCCUCCUGUACAAUGGAGACAAUGAUCACAUUGCAGUGGAGCUCUACCAAGGCCAUGUCAAGGUCAGCUAUGACCCCGGCAGCCAGCCAGGACACGCUAUAUACAGCACUGAAACUAUCAACGAUGGUCAGUUCCACACAGUGGAGCUGGUGACCUUCGACCAGAUGGUGAACCUGUCUAUUGACGGGGGUCUCCCUACCACAAUGGACAGCUUUGGGGCGGUGCGGCCCCUCAACGGGGAGGCUCCACUAUACGUGGGGGGCAUGCCUGUGGACGUACACUCUGGCACCUUCCGUCUGUGGCAGAUCCAGAACGGUUCCAGUUUCCAUGGCUGUAUCCAGAACCUGUACAUCAACAACGAGCUCCAGGACUUCACCAAGACCCAGAUGAAGCCCGGCGUGGUACCGGGCUGCGAGCCCUGCAAGAAGCUCUACUGUGUACAUGGCAUCUGCCAACCUGAUGGGGUCCAGGGACCGGUGUGCCACUGCCAGCCAGGCUGGAGCGGGGCGCACUGUGACCAGCCUGCCACUAACCCCUGCCAGGGCAGCAAAUGUGUCCAUGGAAAGUGCAUCCCACUGGACGCUCAGUCGUACCGCUGUGAGUGUAUGGAGGGUUACCGCGGCGCCCUGUGCAACCAGCAGGGCGAGCUGUUCAACCCCUGCCGUCGCCUGUCCUGCAAGCACGGUCGCUGCCAGAUCUCGGACACAGGAGAUGCGUACUGUCACUGUGAAAGUGGCUACACCGGGGAGCUCUGUGAUGCAGAGUCCGAGUGCCGAGGGGAACCUGUGCGAGACUUCUACCAGGUACAGCGAGGAUACGCUAUCUGCCAGACAACACGCAUGGUCUCUUGGGUGGAGUGCACCGGGGCCUGCGACACGGGGGCCUGCUGCGCCAGUCAGAGAAUGAAACGCCGGAAAUACACCUUCGAAUGCAGCGAUGGAACCUCCUUCAGCGAGGAAGUGGAAAAGACCAUCAAGUGCGGCUGCGUGGGCUGCAUGUAGCACCAUUCACUCACAUUUCCUGCCACUGCUGCAGCGCAGAAGAUGGAAAGAAAGUAAGGAAGGAAGGAAGGAAAGAAGGAAGAGAGAAGACUGGAGCAAAGCAAAGGAGGGAAAGAAAGAAAGAGAGAGAUUAUAAAGAAUAUAUAUAAAACCUCUAUCUAUAUAUUAUGGACAACAAUGUUUGUAAAAUAGGACAUUUCCUCCCCUUCCAAGGGUGUGUGACCUACAGUAACACAGAGAAACCAACAUCAACAAUGUAGAAGUGACAACAACAGCAACAAAACCAUUGUAUCUGCAACAUUGCUCCAAGGGGUCCAGAGAUUUUAAAGGUGUUGCGCUCCGAGUGAGGCAUCCCUCCAACCCAAAUUAUCCAGUGUGAAUUCCCCAUCCAUCAGUGAGGCCUCUGACAGCCUAGCCACCAUCUACCAUCUUUACUCCGUGGAGGCAGCGAGGACAGCGGGGUCCAGCCUGGCUAAGAACGACAGAACAGGCAGAGAAAGACGAAAAAACAAAAAAAAGAAGGGAAAAGCUCAAGAGGGAUAAGAAGAGAGCUGGACCGUUUGACUUGGCAAAGCUAUCUUGAGUUGAGCUUGGCUGGGUUGCCUGGACUUGGGCUGGAUAUGGUUUGGGUUGAGUUAAAGUUGUUGUUGGUUUGGUGUAGCAAUUUCUCUGCCAGGAUACAGUCAUCCAUCCACACAUGUACACGCAGAAGUGAAGAGAAAGAAAGAAAACGUAGGGUUAGAGCGGCACAUAAUCCUGUGCAGAUGUCGUGGCUGCGAGGCGAGGUGGUCUGGUGUCACAGUCGUUUUGCUGUGUGGUACCGUAACAUAGAAACUCCAUAUAAAAAUAGAGACUGCACUGACUAGCAGCACUGAAAACAACAGUUCAUCCACCUCUCUGAAGCACAUGAUCACACAUGCAUGGCAUACAUACAUUUUGACACACAACGUGAGAGGGCUUGUGUGGUGCAACUACUCUAUUCUGUUCCUACAGCAGACCAAUCCGGCGCUGGCAGUGCCCCCCGUGGUUAUCAGCCCCCCCAGCAUGUAUUGCCUCAGGGUUAGGGUGAUUUGCAGAAACCCGCCCCCCUUUUGAGCAGGAGGCCGAUUAGCCCUGCUCCUUUUGAUGCCUGCAGUAUUAAACUUGUGCAAACUGUUGCAUGUGUGGAGAAGAGUUUGCCAACAACUAUGUAGAACUUCUUAAUAUCAUUAUAAAUGUUACUACGAAACAAAAGGUUGCAGAAUCAUCUUCUGAGUUUUGUUUUGUUUCUGUCUAAUUUCUCAUAUUGAUUUAUUUUUAUUUUUGUUAUAUUUUUUUGUUAUAUUUUGUCUCAUGAUGUAACCUAACUCCUUUAGCUGCCCCAAACCUUCCCCUACAACCCUUUAUAUAGAAAUGCCUAACAGAUUCUAAUAUAUAUAUAUAUUUGUAUUUCAUUUUGGUAUAGUAUUUUUCUAUGUUAAAGAGUAAGUCUGUUUCUGGAAGCUUUGGGACUGGUGGAAAGGCAUUCAGUUGGUUCCCGAGGUGUUUUUAUUUGUUGAUCUCACUUGCUCCAACAAGGUAAUUAAUUACGUUAAUUGGCCAAAAAUGCAGCAGCUGGUUGGCCUUGUUGUAUAGGAGGCAGUAUUGGUCUAGAAAUAUGUUUAAUAUUGUAUAUGUUGUCUUCCAUGUGAAUAUUACAUCUAAUUCAUGAGAGUCUGUGCUUGUUUUUAUUUAUUUUAUCUAAAGGCGUUUUUCCUGUAGAAAGUGAAAAGCAUAAAUGUUGCUGGCAUUCAGAUAUUUUCCAAAAUUUAAAAAAAAAAGAUUUUAAAAAAGGCAAAAAUAAUUAAGAAAAAAAAAAUAGCAUAAAAAAUCUGUAAGGUAUUUGUUACAUCACUUAAUAGCGAGUUACGGCAGUGUUUUUCCUCCUCUCUGGCUCAGACAUUCCUCAUUUUGCUGCAGGGGCUGGAGAGUUCAGAGAUUAAGAGAUGUCCCCCUCAAACUCACCUGGUGAUUGAACACACCACACUUCAAGGCUUCCGAUUGUUUUCAUGUUCAUUUUUUUUGUUGAAGUGUGCAUUUCUAUCAUUUGAAUCUUGAGAGACGUUUGCCACGGAAAGGAGGUGCUUUUAGUUCAACAGAGUGAAAGUAGUCAAGCUCAACUGAUCAUAAGCUGCUGUCAAGCCAGAAGAAACAGGAUGAAGUUGCCUCUGUGGACAAUGAUCAUGUUAAGGUAUAAUCAUCCUAGAUCUCUUCGCACAGGCAACUGUGUGAAGCAUUACAUGCCUACUACUGACAGAUAAUAAACGAGAAAGGUCUGGACAUUUUCAGUCUGUCAGUACUGACUGGCUAUCCAUACAGAAAAAAAAAGAAGAAAUGGUGCCAAUUACAGUGAACAGUCAUACCUGAAUGUAUAAAUGUGUAUAGAUAAAUAUGACCUAUGCUUAUUCAUGAAGUGGUAACUUUUAGCUGUUAUUUAGUUUCCAAUGUAAGAUAUAGAAAUCACAUCCUGUUGAAGAAGUGACAGUCCAUCGGGAUGGCGUAAGGCAUUGUUCUCCCUGCAGAUUGGGAUUGUGUUUAUCCAUUUUGCUGAUCUAAAUGUUAAAAAGUCUCUUUAUAGUGUGAAAGGCUGCAGACCCAGAUCUCAGCUCGGUACAAUGUCACAUCACAGAGCUCCUAUUCAUAUUGCUACCCAUUUGUUUUACAUGCUGUUGAUGUGAUCCCAGUGGUGUACAAUAACAUUAAAGAAGAUCUCAUAAAGGAUACUGAUGAACAGUCACUGUAAUACUUAGGCUGUGCGCCUCCUAAAGGUGCAUAUUUAGUCGAAUGUGACUUUCUUUUCAUGUCUCCUUUCCUUCCUCUGCACUGAUCUGUACUGGACUGGUGCAUUCAACUUCCUGGUAGACAUCUUAGUGGUGCUUGUGCUAUAUUGAGAUGUAAUUCAGUUGUCUGGUCACCUGACCAGAAACACAGAUUUUCCAUCCUAUGAACUAUAUACAUAAUUGUUAUUGUGAACAACACAAUGUCUCUGUUGUAUUGAAAUGGUGCAAAAACUUAAGAAAUAUCCCUGGUUGGGUUCUGUCUAUUUGCUUUUAUGUUACAGGACUGAUGGUGGGAUUGAACUGAAAAACUCAAUAAUGCUGAAUGUAUGUAGUGCCACCGACAAAAUGUUUACCAAACCUCCACUCUUUUCAUUAAUUAAACUUAAAUGUGUGUGCUUUUAA
Stegastes partitus (bicolor damselfish) is the source of this 5210-nucleotide messenger RNA. RefSeq names its product slit homolog 1 protein-like. NCBI's taxonomy places the organism in Eukaryota, Metazoa, Chordata, Actinopteri, Pomacentridae. Gene Ontology annotation, biological process: negative chemotaxis; axon guidance. The record is from RefSeq and is a predicted model, not a curated record. Gene Ontology annotation, molecular function: Roundabout binding; heparin binding; calcium ion binding. The annotation marks the transcript as partial. The transcript is spliced from 12 exons.